Messenger RNA from Daldinia decipiens, 553 nucleotides. RefSeq lists its product as uncharacterized. The record is from RefSeq and is a predicted model, not a curated record. Bases 154 to 498 code for a protein of 114 amino acids. NCBI's taxonomy places the organism in Eukaryota, Fungi, Ascomycota, Sordariomycetes, Xylariales, Hypoxylaceae. The transcript has a single exon.
CCAUGAUCGCUUCCGUCGUUAAAACAGUCGAACUUCAAGCACUCACUCACACUGAUGACCUAACUUGUACGCAGAGAACUAAUAACUACUCUAAACAUAUCAGUCAAAGCUAACCAUAUACGCGGUCAUAGACCAAAUGGCGAAGCUUGCAAUAUGUUGGACGUAUGUGAACAGUACCUUCAUUGCCUCUUAAACAUGGCAGCAUAUGCUAAUAACUUAACUCCUAGCCUCGAGGCUCACAUUGUACUCAUUUCUGCCUCGAUACCAACUGCCAGGGCAAUCUUCAAGACGCGAAAAUCUCUUGGUGAUAGCCGCAGUGGUAAUUCUAACGAAAUGAACACUUUUAUGAAAUGGAAACGUGCUAUGGGUGGGAAUAGCCCUCAUGAUGGUAUAAGCGGCAUAAGAAAAGAGACAACAGUAUCAACCACAUUCGACUCAGAUCCGCAACUAGCGUACACCCAACACCACGUAUUAGAGAAUGACUGGGAAGAAAUAUGAAGUUUGAAGUUUAUCUAGAAAACAUAACUAGGUAGACUUAGUUAUUAUAAGAAAU